Owenia fusiformis is the source of this 440-nucleotide messenger RNA. Lineage: Eukaryota; Metazoa; Annelida; Polychaeta; Sabellida; Oweniidae. The record is from the annotation of a GenBank genome assembly.
GUUUUUUAACACGUUCACCUCGAAGGAAGAACAGCCUUAGCAUCGGAACACAAACAUGCGUCAAAGCACAAUCUUCUUCGUGGUACUUGCGGCCCAAGUGUCCAGCGGGACCCACAGAUUUAAACCUAUAAAUCGAACUAUAAAUGACGUCUCUGGACUCAAGAGUUGCUUGUUUCGCGUAGAACCUAAAAUCAGAGAACGAAGCAAUGGAAUGACAAGUAUGGAUAAUAAAGAAAAAGCAUUAUGCUGCGAUCCUUCCGACAAUCCGAUCGACUGCACAUGUGUUGGGAUAGCGUUUUGUUCAGGCUACAUAACUGGUUUGAAACCGAGUCUAAUCGCACCAAAAGGUAACAAUUCGAGGCAAAACCAUCGACUGGACGAUGAAAAAAUCGCUGAAAUACAGUCAAACGACCACCGAUCAAACAAGGAAGUUUUGAGUC